Exophiala dermatitidis NIH/UT8656 is the source of this 2109-nucleotide messenger RNA. Its product is annotated as acetoacetate-CoA ligase. Gene Ontology annotation, molecular function: acetoacetate-CoA ligase activity. Gene Ontology annotation, biological process: lipid metabolic process. Gene Ontology annotation, cellular component: cytosol. Lineage: Eukaryota; Fungi; Ascomycota; Eurotiomycetes; Chaetothyriales; Herpotrichiellaceae. The transcript has 3 exons. Bases 1 to 2109 code for a protein of 702 amino acids. The record is from RefSeq and is a predicted model, not a curated record.
AUGGCUGAAGAACACCCUAUCCCCCGGAAGCUGUGGGAGCAUCCGGACCCGAAGAGUACGGAGAUGUGGAAAUUCAAAACGAGCUUGGAGAAGGCCAGUGGGAAAACAUUCGAGAACUACGACGCGUUAUACGACUUCUCGUGCAACCACCGGUCCGACUUCUGGCGCCAUGUCAUGCAAUACUUCCCCAUCGUCUAUGGUGGGAAGAUCCCGAACCCGGUAGUCGACGAGUCCGCACGCAUGGACUCGAUCCCACGCUGGUUCCAGGGAGUACAGAUGAACUUCGCCCAAAACAUUUUAUUUUCGGGCGACCAGAACGGAAACGCGGUGAUCGACGCGGCCAAAGCAGACGACAAGAUUGCCUGCACCGAAGUCCGCGAGGGCAGUUUCCUGGAACCCAUCAAGCAAGUGACCUGGAAGGAGCUGCGGCGGCGAGUAGGCCUCUUGUCACAGGCGAUGCGAGCCCGAGGAGUCCGGAAGGGCGAUCGAAUCGCCAUUGUGGCCAGCACCAGCGUGGACACGUUGACUGUGUUCCUGGCAACCACGGCGCUGGGGGGAUUGUUCAGUUCGAGCUCGACCGACAUGGGCGUCAAGGGCAUCCUGGACCGACUGACGCAGAUCAAACCGAAGUACCUGUUCAUGGACGACUGGGCCGUCUAUAACGGCAAGACGAUCGACUUGCGGCCCAAGAUGAAGGAGGUCGUCGCGGGCAUGAGCGGCGUUGCUGAAUUCGAGGGCAUCGUGUCCCAGGUUCGUUUUGCCCAUGCACCUGCUGACGUCUCGUCGGUCCCUCGCGCGCAGACCUGGGCCGAAUUCGUAUCGGCGGCGUCCUCGUCGACUCUGGAAUUCGAGCCCACCGGCUUUUCGGAUCCAUAUCUCAUCGUGUACUCGUCGGGCACCACGGGCCAGCCCAAAUGUAUUGUGCACUCUAUUGGUGGUCCUAUCAUCAACGCCCACAAAGAGGCCAGGCUUCAUCACUCCAUGGACUCUAACUCGAUCCAGCUGCAAUACACCACGACGGGAUGGAUCAUGUACAACAGCAGUGUGCAGUCGUUACUCGUGGGUUGUCGCAUGGUCAUCUACGACGGGAGUCCGUUCACGCCGAACCUGACCAAUUUCGUCAAAUUGCUUGGUCAGGAGAAGGUCACACACUUGGGCAUUAGCCCACGGUACCUGCAAACGCUGCAGUCAAGCAAUAUAAUCCCUAAACAAGUCACGGACCUAAGCCACCUCAAGGUUGUGACCAGUACGGGCAUGGUGCUCUCGGAUCAAUUGUUCGAAUGGUUCUACGACCAUGCAUUCCCGCCUUCCGUGCACUUGGACAAUAUCUCGGGCGGCACGGAUCUCGCGGCCUGUUUUGGCCUAGGCAAUCCCAUUGUUCCAUUAUAUGUUGGAGGAUGCCAGUCUCGCGCCUUGGGUAUCUCUGUCAAAGUGUACGACUCGACCAUCGAGGGUGGGAAGGGAGUCAAAGGCGUUGAAGUCCCCGACGGCGUGCCUGGUGAAUUGGUCGCCGAUAAGGCAUUCCCCACCAUGCCGGUGACGUUCUAUGGCGACAACGGUCCGCAAAGGUACUUUGACAGCUACUUUGCCCGCUUCGACAAUGUCUGGGUCCACGGCGACUUCAUCAUGAUCCACCCGAUCACGAAACAGGUCUUUUUCCUCGGUCGUGCAGAUGGCGUUCUCAACCCCAGUGGUGUUCGAUUUGGGUCGGCCGAGAUUUACAGUAUUAUCGAAUCCAAGUUUGCCGACCGCAUCAGUGAUAGUAUCUGUGUCGGACAAAGACGGCCUCAGGACCCAGACGAGAGGGUGAUUUUGUUCCUGUUGAUGAAACCAGGUCACAGGUUUACGCCGCAGUUGGUGAGGGAGGUCAAGGAUGCGAUCCGAAAAGAAACAAGUCCGAGACAUGUGCCGAAAUUCGUCUUUGAGACGCCAGAGAUUCCGACAACGGUGAACCUUAAGAAGGUCGAGUUGCCGGUGAAACAGAUUGUUUCUGGAAAGGUCAUCAAGCCGUCUGGGACAUUGCUCAACCCACAGAGUCUUGACUAUUACUAUCAGUUCGCAAAGGAUGAGAAUCUGGUGGAUCUGGUAGAGCCAAAGGCGAAACUAUAA